Prionailurus viverrinus (fishing cat) is the source of this 3896-nucleotide messenger RNA. It is a transcript of the gene ZNF311, whose product is annotated as zinc finger protein 311. Bases 570 to 2330 code for a protein of 586 amino acids. The record is from RefSeq and is a predicted model, not a curated record. NCBI's taxonomy places the organism in Eukaryota, Metazoa, Chordata, Mammalia, Carnivora, Felidae. Gene Ontology annotation, biological process: regulation of DNA-templated transcription. The transcript is spliced from 6 exons.
GGAGUUAGCGCAGGUGCCCGGGUCUCUGGGCGCCUGGAGACACCUGGGCGGGGAGAGUGGUGCCUCCACCCCGCGCGGGGCGGGGACGCAGCGGCGGGCUUUCGAGCCGCCCCAGGGGCGGCCCCAGGGCUGUGGCCGGGUCGGCGAGUCUCUCCCACACACACCUGCCCCGCCCCGCCCCGCCCCUGGCUCCUGUGGCCCCAGCCGCCCGGCGCUCGUCUUUGUCGCCCGCGCCCCUGCCUGUAUUCACUCUCUGAUCCGCGGGCGCGGGUGUAGACGGGGGUUCUGCGAGCACGGUGGGCAGAGCGCAGGUGUUAGCGGGGCACGUGGUGUGCGCAUCCUAGCCCCGCGCGUCGCGGAGGGAUGAAGAGCUGCUGAGCAGGCGAAGACGCAGCGAGUGCGGCGUCGGGAUCCGGGGAGCACAGGGCCCCGGGGGACGAGUCCCUGAAUUCCUCGCCCCUCCUGAUAUUUCUGGGAGUUGACGUCCACGGACAAACCUUCAUAGCUGCCCAGAGCUUUUUCCCCUCCCUCCUAACCUCCCGGAGUGUUUCUGUGCCUUGUGACAGGUGAUGCUGUCAGACGGGAGUUCCGGACCACACCAGCGGGCCCCUGAUGCCGAGCUCCUGCAGGAAGGAGCCCUGCGGGCUCCUCAGCAUCCUGCCUUUGCCAACGACGGAAGCCACGGAGACCGGCCAGGAGCAAAUACCACACCGGACGCGGUGACGUUUGAGGAUGUGGCCGUGUGCUUCAGCAGCGGAGAGUGGCAGUGUCUGACCCGCGCCCAGAGGCACCUGUACACUGACGUGAUGCUGGAGAACUAUGGCAACAUGCUGUCAGCUGGCCUUGCCUGCCCUAAGCCACCCCUCAUCUCCCAUCUGGAGCAAGGGGCCGUGCCCUGCGCUGAGGACCUGCAGGACUGGGGGUUCCUGACCUGCUUCUUCCCAGUAUCGGCGGACCACACGCGGCCUGAGAACGGGGACCGCCGCGGGCCGGAGGCGAAGCGUGUCCUGGAGCGCGGAGGGGUCUGGGUCCCGGAGCCUGGGUCCCCGAGGAGGUCGCCAGGAGCGGACGGGGGGACUGGCCGGCCCGCAGCGCGCAGCGCCCGCCCAGCCCAGGGGCCCCGGCCGUGCGCCCAGUGCGGGAAGAGCUUCCGCGGCCGCUCGGACCUCGUCCUGCACCAGCGCGUGCACUCCGGGGAGAGGCCGCACGCGUGCGCCCAGUGCGGGAAGGCCUUCAGGACCGGCGGACAGCUGGCGGCGCACCUGCUCACGCACACCGGCCAGAAGCCUUUCGGCUGCGCGCAGUGCGGGAAGGCCUUCGGCAGCAGGGCGGCCGCGUGCCGGCACAGGAGGGAGCACGGCGGGGACAGGCCGCAUGCGUGCGCGCAGUGCGGGAAGGCCUUCGGCAGCAGGGGCCGCCUGCGCCGGCACGGGCUGGUCCACAGCGCGGAGCGGCCGCACCGGUGCGGCGUGUGCGGGAAGGCCUUCGGCCUCAAGCACUGCCUGACCGCGCACGGCCGGACCCACACCGGGGAGAGGCCGUUCGGCUGCGCGCAGUGCGGCCGCGCCUUCCGCGGGAGCUCCGACCUGGCCAAGCACGCGCGCGUGCACUCAGCUGAGCGCCCGUAUACAUGCGGCCAGUGCGGCCGGGCCUUCCGCCGCCGCUCGGACCUCCGCAAGCACGCGGGGGUGCACGCGCGCGCGGUGCCGGCCGGGUCCCGGGGGGCCCCCGCCCUGGAGAAGCCCUUCCGGUGCGGCGAGUGCGGCAGGGCCUUCCGGCACGAGUGCCGGCGCCGCGCCCACGAGCGGGGACACCGCGGGGACAGGCCGUACCCGUGCGGGCUGUGCGGAAAGGCCUUCCAGGACCGGCACUGCCUCACCGUGCACCAGCGGGUCCACACCGGGGAGAAGCCGUUCGCCUGCCCCCAGUGCGGGAAGGCCUUCAGCGGCAAGUCCAACCUGACGGCCCACCAGCGGGUCCACACCGGGGAGAAGCCGUUCGCCUGCGACGUGUGCGGGAAGGCCUUCCCCCAGAGCUCCGUGCUCACCCAGCACAGGCGGAUCCACACGGGCGAGAGGCCCUACCCGUGCAGCCAGUGCGGCCUAGCUUUCCGCCAGCGCGCGGCCCUGCUCGGGCACCAGCGCGUCCACACCGGCGAGAGGCCCUACGAGUGCGAGCAGUGUGGGAAAGCGUUCCGGGUGAGCGCCAAUCUGACCGGACACAAGAAAAGAAUCCACCCGGCGCGCAGAGCCCACGAGCUGGACGGCACUUUGGGGGCAGCCCUCGCCCCAGGAUCGGCCCCGCAGACCCUGUCGGUGGUCGGGGACUGACCACCGGCACCCGGGGUUCCGCACACUGGUGCCUCCCGGUUCUCGGGCCCCUCCCUGACUGGGAUCCCCAGAGCCCGUCCAGACCCGGCUGCUCAGGGACUCACUUCCAGGGCGCUGCCCAGUAGCCCAAGGCUUUGCCGCGCGUCAACUCACUUAACCACAGAACUGCCCUGUGGGAUGAGGAAGCGAAGGCAUGAAAAGAGGACACUCGCUCAGGAUCACUUCACCGGGCGGUUCUGCACCAACGCCCCCCCACCCCCACCCCUCCACGCUCCGACUCGCCCGCACCACGUCUUAGAUGCGAGGCGACAACUCAGCUCAGCACCCACCGUGUCCUACCUGAUGAAACACUGACCAUUUUUUAGCAAGGCUUUUCUGUGUUGUUUUAACUUAAGGGCUGAAUGGUACUUCCCGUGCGGGGUCAGGAUGGGAAAGGAAGGCAGAUUUAGAAAUCUGACGUAAGCAGGAUGCACUGCUCCAGUAACAGCUUACAUGGGAAAGAGCACAAAGCCCAUCUCACUUUCCUAUAAAUACAUCAAGAUGUCAACGUGUUCAUGUCUUAAAGAUUUGCUAUAUUUAUUUGUGAUGGAUGAAAUGCUCUUUCAAGUGUCUUAGAAAUUUGUGGCUAUUUUUUCACAUUUUUCAAUAUCUCUUUAUACUUUUACUCUUCAAAUGUCACAGGUACUUUCUACAAACAGAAUUGGGACCCACGGUGAAUAAGGCUGUCAGAGACUGAAAAUCCUAGAAGAUGCUCAGGUCAACAUAAUUAGCAUAAUGACCAUAACUGAGAAUUAAAUGUAGUUCUAAGUUCCUCAGCUCCUGGGGCGGGCGGGGGGGGGGGGGGGGGGGGACAAGAUGAGCAAUGGGCUAUCCAACAUUUCUCAAAGGUGUUUUACACGUUAAAGUUUUUCAAGUGUAUUUUUGAGAGAGACAGCGUGAGUGGGGGAGGGGCAGGGAGCGAGAGAGACAUAAUCCCAAGCAGGCUCUGCACUGUCAACACAGAGCCCAAUGUGGGGCUCGAACCCAUGAAACUGUGAGAUCAUGACCUGAGCCAAAACCAAGAGUCCAACACCUAGGUGACUGAGCCACCUAGGCACCCCUAAGUUUUUUAAAAUAAUGACUUUAGGAAAGGCUGGCUAGGGGUGGCUUUUUUAAUUAAAGACUUCUCAGUUUAUGAUAUGCUAAUAUCUUUUCUAAACCUUGAAAGAACAAUAAAAAAAAUUGCUUUCCAAAACUGACCACAGUCCUGUUUGAAGCAUCUUAGUGGGCUCCUGUAUCACAGAAAACGUUUUGGGAAAUGGUUACAGGUUAUCUAAUACUGAAGGACAAAGUGUCCAAGAGAUGCAAUUUUCUAGUAACAAUAUGGUUUAUCUUUAAAAAGGAUGGAUUGAAACAUUGUUCCUUAGGCUCAGUUUCUACAAAAAAAAUUCUUUUUAUUUAUGUGGCCAUUUCUUACAUAGUUUAUUAGUGAAAGCCAAGAUGAAAACAUUAAAGACAUAACUCAAUGACAUUGUCUCUAUGGAGGAGAUGAUUCUGGAUACGUGGCUUCUGGGUGAGAAAACAUGA